GACACCUCGUCAGGGACAUUUUCAGGGAGACGACCAUGAGUUCGCUGCAGCAGGUGAAUCCCAGGGUGAGAGGGAUGAGGACGUCCCCGCACGCCGCUCUGCAGAGUCUGGCUGCUCGCAUCACACAGGAGAUCACACAGGAGAUCACACAGGAGAUCACACAGGAGAUCACACAGGGGGCGCAGAGAUCCUUCAAAGAGGUGAUUGACUUGACCUCAGGUGACCCCCAGCGAGCAGGAAUGAAAUCCAUCUCCUUUGUUCGACAGGUGUUGGCAGCGUGUCUCUGUCCUCACCUGCUGAAAGACACAAGUCUUCCUCUGGACGUGAGGCUGAGAGCUCAGAGUCUCCUGGACUCCUGCGACGGAGGAAGUGUGGGCGCCUACACUCCCUCCGCUGGGUUAGCUCGGGUCCGACAGAGCAUCGCUGAGUUCCUCACCCGACGAGACGCCGGAGCUCCAUCGUACAGCAGAGACGUCUACAUCUCUGCUGGUUCCCAGGUGGCACUGAUGCUGCUGGUGAAGCUGCUGGCCAGCGGGGAGGGGGAGACUCCGACGGGCGUGUUGACCCCGGUGCCCUCCCCCCACACCCUGCCCGGGCUGCUGGACGAGGAGGGGGUGACCCUGGUGCCGUACCGGCUGACGGAGGAGCGAGGCUGGGCCCUGGAGCUGAGCGAGCUGCACCGGGCGCUGAAGGCCUCUAGAGGGCACUGCAACCCGAGGGCCAUUUACGUCAGUAACCCGGGAAUCCCGACAGGUCACGUCCAGGACAGGAAGUCCAUAGAGGAAGUGAUUCGAUUCGCUGCGGCCGAGAGACUCGUGCUGUUGGUGGAUGAGGUUUACCAGGACAGUGUGUUCGGCUCAGAGUUCGUCUCCUAUAAGAGAGUCCUGUUCCAGAUGGACAAAGUUUACUCUGAGUCCGUGGAGCUGGUUUCAUUUCACUCUUUAUCCAGCGGCCGAAUGGGAGAAGGAGGCCUGAGGGCAGGAUUCAUGGAGGCCGUCAACAUGGACCCGGAGGUGAUGCGCUACGUCCACGUCAUGCUGUGCUUCGACAUCAGCGCUCCGGUCACAGGGCAGCUGGCUCUGGACCUCAUGGUCGACCCCCCCAAACCUGGAGACGCCUCCUAUGACACGUACACACAGGAGAUCCUCAGCGCUCGGGCCACUUUGUCCCAUAAUGCUCAGCGGGCCUGGCAGAUCCUGAACGGCCUCCCGGGGAUGAGCUGUCAGCCGGCGAUGGGCGGAGUCUACCUUUAUCCCAGCGUGCGUUUACCAGCCGGGAUUCUAGAGCAGGCCGAGGUACGAGUGUGA
This is a messenger RNA of Hippoglossus stenolepis (Pacific halibut), 1307 nucleotides long. RefSeq names its product alanine aminotransferase 1. Gene Ontology annotation, biological process: biosynthetic process. The coding region runs from base 36 to 1307 and encodes 423 amino acids. Gene Ontology annotation, molecular function: L-alanine:2-oxoglutarate transaminase activity; pyridoxal phosphate binding. The transcript has 9 exons. The record is from RefSeq and is a predicted model, not a curated record. Lineage: Eukaryota; Metazoa; Chordata; Actinopteri; Pleuronectiformes; Pleuronectidae.